AUUUCAAAAGCCACCCCCAACAGAGAAUUAGUCGACCGUUGGGUAGAAAACGACAAGAAAGAAAGAAGAAGAAGAAGAAGAAGAAGAAGCAGAAGCACAGCAAAACCACACAAAGUGCCCACAAACGAAGACACCACCGUAUGAUGAUGAUGAUGAGACGCCAUGGCUGGCAACGCCCUCUCCACUCUCUACAGGUCAAAUUUCUUUCUAACACUUUCAACUUCUGGAUAGUGGGAAUGGCAGUUUACAGUUUUCUGGUUGUAGCCUUCUACGUUUUCCUGGGUCUUUUCCUAGGAAACAGGACAGCCGAGAUCACGGUCACCACGCUAUUUUCCUUUGCGGCCCUCUCUGUUAUGUUUCUGUUUAUAAGGUGUACGGCCAUCGACCCAACUGACAAAACCAGCUUUAGGAAGAAGAAAAGAGCCAAAUCUAAGCGUGGAUUGGUGAAGCUGAAAUAUGGGUUUAUAAUGGGUCAGAUAGUUGUGAGGUUUUUAAGGAGGGUAGAAAGGAAGAUCCUUAGGACUUUUAUAAGGAGGAAGUAUUUGGAUCCAUGGAAGACCAGUGCCCAAAUGGAGCCCUUGCUUCCAUUUCCCCUUGUUAUGAAGGAUGAUGCUAUAGCACCCCAUCUGAAAGAGGAUGACAUCUCAUUUUGCUCACUAUGCGAUUUUGAGGUAAAAAAGCACAGCAAGCAUUGUAGGACCUGCAACCGGUGUGUUGAAGGAUUUGAUCACCAUUGCAGGUGGCUAAACAACUGUGUUGGGAAAAGGAAUUACACAACCUUCAUUCUUCUAAUGAUCUUCGUCUUGUUGAUGCUAAUCAUAGAAGGAGGAACUGCCCUUGCUAUAUUCAUCAGGUGCUUUGCAGAUAAAAAGGGAAUUGAGAAGGAGCUGGUGAGGAAGCUCUGUUUUCAGUUCCCUAGAGAGGUUCUUGCCACAAUAUCGGUACUUCUGUUCCUGAUGACAGCUUAUGGUUCAGCAGCACUAGGACAACUUUUCUUCUUUCAUGUGGUUCUCAUUCAGAAGGGAAUGAGAACUUACGACUACAUCUUGGCAAUGAAAGAGGAGAACCAAUCUAUGGAAGUAGAUCCUUUUGACGAUUCUGAUUUCUCGUCUGAUGAAAGCACUGAUUUUGAUUCACCUGAAAAACCAUCAUUUGUGUCACGGUUUGUAUGCAAAGGAUGCAGGGGAAAUCAGAACCCGCCAAGGUUGUCCAUAAGGAUUGAUAGAGAUCCCGAGCCAUCUAUAUCUUCCAACAAACAAGGCUUCCGCGUAAGCAUUGACCCAUGGAAGCUGGUAAAGUUGAGCAGAGAAAAAGCUCUAAUAGCAGCUGAGAAGGCCAGAGAAAGGCUCAUGAAACAGAAGCCAAUGGUGGAACAUGAUUCAUUAAAGCCACUACCUCUGGAGACUAAAUCCGGACCACUGAUGAACACAGACGAGAAUUUGUCCAAUGCAGCAACAGGCUCAACACCUCUCAUUUUAAAAGGAAGGCAUCCGGCCUCACCGGGAAGUUUUUCAAGCCCAAGAAGGCGAUUUUCUGGAUCUCCAACCAUGUUCUCUGGCAUUGUGGCAUCACCAAAGCACAAGUACAGAAGCAAUUUCGACUUGAAGUUAACAGAGGUGUCCAGGGAACUUGAAAACUACAUUUCAAGGCAGGUUUUAUGUUCUGUCAUCAAGAAGGAUGGAAGUGAGGCAUCCCCAAGAUAGGCGUCAUGUUUAAAGACUUUGGAUUCUCAGCCUUUGAGAAGGAAUUAUUUAUUGGUUGUGUGUAUUAUUGAUGGAGAUGAUAACAGGUGAAAUUCAAAUUUUUAUACAUUACCUCACAUUUGUAAUUUAACAGUUACUGUUACAAAUUAUAUAUGGAUUCUUUGAGGCUGAGAA
Molecule: messenger RNA, 1877 nt
Organism: Alnus glutinosa
Lineage: Eukaryota; Viridiplantae; Streptophyta; Magnoliopsida; Fagales; Betulaceae
Product: protein S-acyltransferase 18
Exons: 9
Coding region: 141-1703 (520 amino acids)
Biological process (GO): peptidyl-L-cysteine S-palmitoylation; protein targeting to membrane
Cellular component (GO): Golgi apparatus; endoplasmic reticulum
Molecular function (GO): protein-cysteine S-palmitoyltransferase activity
Source: RefSeq, a predicted model, not a curated record